AUGACCUCUUCCCUGGUGAACGGUGUGGUGGCGGCCGACUCAGACUCGACAAGCAACAGCGUAGGGAAACCCUCCGAAUCGCCUCCAGCCUCGGACGAGCAUUACUUUUUUGACGAUGGCGACUGCGUGCUUCAGGUUGAGGGGGUCCAAUUCAAACUGCACAAGGCCUUCCUCACAAGAGAUCCGGAAUCGAUGUUCUGCGCCAUGUUCAAGGACGCGACAGGCGAAAACGACGAUAUCAUCCCCUUGCAUGGCGACACUGCUGCCGACUUCCGGGCCCUCUGCUCUCUGCUGUACAUCAGACCAGGCGAUGCGUAUUCGCGCCACAAAUCGCCCUUCACGGCUGAUGACGUCAAAGUCUACCUCGCGGUCUUGGAUCUGUCGAAUAAAUACGGAUUGGCGCACUUCGAGAAGUGGGCACAGCAGCUUCUUGAAGACGCGUGGCCGGUCGUGCAGGAGUACCUGGUAACCUGCCCUGAAGACACAAUGGAGAAGACCAUGGGGAUCGCCAUCCGAUGUGCCCACAAGACCCUGCUUGCGGAGGUCGACUCUAAAUGGCUUGCGAGCAUAACCGAGGGCGUAGUUACUGCCGAAUCCGCAUUGGCUGCAGGAGAAAGUUACGGCAGACGGUCAUUCCAGGGCGACGUUUACGCUGCCCUUCGUAGCAGGGUCCGGUCUACGAGCCUGUUUCUAUCGCCCCAAGUUGGCCUAAAGGCGCUCGGACUCACUGAGGACCAGCUUCAUCGAUUCCUCACCGGUUUCACAAUCCUCACCCAUGUCCUCAUCGUGCUGACGACUGCGGGCCAAACUCUCGAUACGUCUCCGACAUGCGAUACAACACCGCCCAACCAACCACCAACCGUUCCUCCCUGCGACUGCCAGUCCCACUGGGACGAGUUGUGUCAGCAGAACUACCACGAUAGCUUCGAAUUGGGCGUGCCGGAUAUUCGUCUUACAUUACAGCGGACAAAGGAUCGGGUCGACGCAUUUCCUUGCAUCAAAGAGCACUUGAGCAGUGACGAUGUCGCGUUUUGUGAGGAUUUGGACGAGUAUUUUUUGGGUCCAAAGCCCGCCAACAACGAGCCGGAGGAGGUACCCGUACUACGUAGAUGA
Molecule: messenger RNA, 1113 nt
Organism: Mycena indigotica
Lineage: Eukaryota; Fungi; Basidiomycota; Agaricomycetes; Agaricales; Mycenaceae
Product: BTB domain-containing protein
Exons: 4
Coding region: 1-1113 (370 amino acids)
Molecular function (GO): protein binding
Source: RefSeq, a predicted model, not a curated record